GUUGAACAGAGCUGCUGUUGCUUGUUGAGGAGUCAUCAAGAUCAGGACAUGUGAUGAGGUCACCGCAGAAGCUGUACUGCUCACUGUAGGAUGAAGAGCGUCAGCUCAAAGUUGGAUUAAAAUCUUGUGACAAACCAGAAGAUCACUGAUACUAAGUGAAAAUGGCUGAGCAAGGAUUUAAAUUGGACGAAGAAAAGUUCUUCUGUUCAAUCUGUUUGGAUCUAUUGAACGAACCAGUGACUACUUCCUGCGGGCACAGCUUCUGUAAGAGCUGUAUUAGGAACCACUGGGAUGCAGAGGAUCAGAAGGGAACCUACACUUGUCCUCAGUGCAGACAGGCCUUCAUGUCGAGGCCAGUCUUGGGGAAAAACACCAUGUUAGCAGAUUUAGUGGAGGAGCUGAAGAAAAAUGUAGUCCAAGCUGCUCCUCAUCCUCAGCAUUAUGCCGAACCUGGAGAUGUGGCCUGUGACGUGUGCACAGAGAGAAAGCUUAAAGCCUCCAAAUCUUGUCUGCAGUGCAUGGCCUCUUACUGUGAGCUCCACCUUCAGCCUCACUAUGAAUCACCAAAUUUUCAGAGACACAAGCUGGUGGAAGCCUUGGCAAAGCUCCAGGAGAACAUGUGCUCUGUUCACAGUAAAGUGAAAGAGCUCUUCUGUCACAGCGAUCAGCAGUGCAUCUGCUCUGUCUGUGCUAUGGAGGAACAUAGUGGCCACGACACAGUGUCAGCAAUAGCAGAGAGGACCGAGAGGCAGAGAGAGCUUGGGCCGAGAUGGCAAAAAAUCCAGCAGAGAAUCCAGGACAGAGAAAAACACAUGAAGCUCCUUCAGCAGCAGAUGGAGGCCAUCGCUAGCUCUGCUGAUAAAGCCAUGAGGGACACCCAGACCAUGUUCAACCAAUUGCACCGAUUGGUGGAGAAAAGAAGCUCUGACGUGCAGCAGCAGAUCAGAUUCCAGCAACAAACUGAACUGAGCCGGGCCAAAGAGCUUCAGAAAAAGCUCCAGCAGGAGGUAACUGAUCUCAGAAGGAGAGAUGCUGAACUGGAGCAGCUCUCACGUACAGAGGAUCAUGGCCAGUUUCUCCUCAGCUACCCCUUACUGUUAGGACUCAGUGAAUCCACACAUUCAGCCAGCAUCAACAUCCAUCCUCAGAGCUACUUCCAAGAGGUGACGGCAGCUGUGUCAGAGCUCGUAAAUAAACUGCAGUGCAUCCUGAGUCAGGACUGGUCUGAGGUCUCACUGACUGAAGGGGAGACUUUACUGAGAACAGAACAGCACAAGACUUUAGUCAAGCAACAAAUGCACUUGGUGCCACCACCACCACCAUGCCUCCAGCCUCCAACAGAGUCCAGAACUUCAGUGAAACAGCAACCAUGGUUGGUGCCACCACCACCACUAAUACCAUCCCUCCAGCCUCCAGCAGAGUCCAAAACUUUAGUGAAACAGCAACCAUGCUUGGUGCCACCACCAUUGCCAUAUAUCCAAACACUAGAUGAACUCAAGACUUUAAUGAAAAAACAAUUGCACCUGGUGCCACCACCAUCUCCUCCACCACCAUCUCUGCAACCAUCAGUAGAAUCCAAAACUUUUGCGAACCAACAACCAUGUCUGGUCCUGCCAGAAGAGUCUAAGACUUUAGUUAAACAACAACCACAUUUGGUGCUACCGCCACCAUCUUUACGACUACCAGCAGAGUCCAAGAGUUUAGUUAGACAACAACCAUGUUUGGUACUGCCACCACCACUUCUCCAGUCACCAGUAGAGCCCAAGACCAGAGAUGAGUUCUUACAGUAUUCUCAGCACAUCACUCUGGAUCCAAACACAGUGAACAAAGGGCUUGAACUAUCUGAGGGGAACCGGAAGGUGACAUGGAUAAAUAAAAUACAGUCAUAUCCUGAUCAUGCAGACAGAUUCAUAGAUACUUUUCAAGUUCUGAGCAGAGAGAGUCUGACUGGUCGGUGUUACUGGGAGGUAAAGAGGACUAGGUCUGUUUCAGUAGCAGUGGCAUACAGAAGUAUCAGUAGAACAGGAAGCGGAAGUGUAUUUGGAGACAAUGACAAGUCUUGGGCAACAUAUUGUUGCUUGAGUAAAUAUGAAUUCAAACAUGACAGUAUCGUUACUUUCCUCUCAGGUCUUCGGUCUUCCACAGUCGGUGUGUAUCUGGAUCACAGUGCAGGCAUUCUGUCUUUCUACAGUGUCUCUGAAACCAUGACUCUCCUCCACAGAGUUCAGACCACCUUCACUCAGCCCUUGCAUGCUGGGCUCUGGGUUGGUUUUGGAUCCUCUGCUGAAUUGGUUUCAACUUCAGUAGUUUGAAACUGUCGAAAAGGCAGCAUGUGAUUCUUUGAUUUAUUUCAGAGUCAAAUUUAGACUUUUCCCUGUUGUUCACAUUUGAACUUCCUGUCUAACACAUAAAUUCCUUUAAAUUCAAUUUUAGUUAUAUAGCACCAAUACGCAAAAACAGUAAUCUCAGGAAACGUUAACUAUUACGAUAUAGAUACUAAAGUGCCUUUCCUGGUUGGCAGUUUUUGCUUGUGUGUGUGGGGGGGUGUCAAAAUGGAGUUUAUGCUGUCACGAUUCUUCCCCGUAUGAAUGACUGUGUGCACUAUGUUGGCACAGCGGAGUAUGUCACAAAACUAGAUAUCCUUAAAGGAUAAUGGAAAGUCCCACUAAUCACCUGCACAUCUGUGCUUUUGUUACACUGGACAGUAUAGAGUGAUGCCAUUUGGAUUGUGAAAUGCACCAGCCACAUUCCAGUGUCUAAUGAGUACUGUUCUGUGGGGAAUCAGUAAUUGGGAAGUGCAUUUGCAUGACAUUGUGGUCUGCUCAUCCAUCUACCUGGACUGAAUAUGUCAAAACCAUCAGUUAAAUUCUCACUCGAUUAUUUGCUGCCUCUCUGAUGUUUGGUCAAAGGUGAAUUUGGUAAAGCUGUAGUUAUGUAUCUCGGUAAACAGGUAGGGCAGGGGCAAAUCAUUCCAGUAGCUGCUAAAGUGCAAGCAAUAAUGGAUUUCACCACUCCAGAAGCAAUUCUUGGGUAUGGCUAGUUAUUACCAGGCAUUCUAUAAAAACUUUUCUGUUUUUGUAGCCCUACUAAGCAGUCUCACCAGUCCCAAGGACCCCGUCUUGUGGUCCAAUGAGUUCAAGCUGCUUUUGAAGCAGCCAAAGCUCUCCUCUGCAGUGCCUCUGUGCUUGCUGCUCCAGAUUUUACACAUCAGUUCAAGCUGGAAGUGGAUGCCAGUGCGUUAGGGGCGGGUGCAGUGCAACCACAGGAGGGUUAGCGUUGUGUUGACCAUCUGAUUUGUUAUUUUUCAGAAAAAUUCAAGAAGCAUCAACUGCAUUACAGCAUGAGUGAACAAGAGGCCCUUGCUAUACUGCUAGCACUGCAACAUUUUGAAGUGUACCUCAGUUCCAGCCCUAUCCCAACCAUUGUGUUUUCAGACCAUUAAAGAAGACGCUCUCCCAAGGGUGUAAAAUAAUCUCUUUUUAUAGGGGGAAAUGUUUAUUUUUUGGGGUGGGGGAAAUGUUAUGACCCAGGAUAAUGGGUUUAUAUGUGUCUGUGUUUAUAUGUGUGACUCCCACCAGAGGAUGUGGUUGUGGGUUUUUCUCUCUCCUGCCUCCCAGGUGGGUCUCCAUGGGUGUGUCUUGAUGGAGAAAGGUGCAUGCUGAGUGGUUGGAUUGAAUUCAUUCCUGUUCCCGGAUUGAACAACUGGUUGGACAGCAAGCUCUCAACCACCAGAUGACAGCCACGUCAUCCCUCUCCCCUGGCCUCCACCAACCAACAAACAGCCUGUGUAUUUGAUUGUUGCGUUGAGUGUUUCUGUGUGAAAAUCUUAUAGUUUGUUAACAGUUUAUUAGUCUGUAUAAGUUGAUUUGUGUGUCUGGUGAUACGAGGGCUAAAUGAAUUUGGGACCUUUUGCUUGUUAUCUUGGCAUUGGCCGACGAUGUAACACCUUCCACUGAGACCAUUUCCGAUGAGGUUUCGGUGAACAGUAGAUGGUCAGCUGAAGGCCCACAUGGAUCCCUCAUGUCCUAUAUCUUUGUUGGAUUUCCUCUCAUUAUUGUUGAGGACACCGUACGUCCGGCUUUUGGGGAAUAAGAAAAAUAUAAUGUUAUGUUUGUCAAAUUGUGUCAUCUUUGGCAUUUUUCAUCGAUUCAACUAAAGAAAUGGGAAUGAUGAUGUGUUUUUGUGACAAGGUGAAAAAGAGCUAAAACAUACCAUUUCUUUGCUAACACUGGUUUAUCCAUGGAGCCUUUUUUGGUCUUCUCAAACUGUUUAUAUAUGACACUAUGACAUCUCUGCUCUGUGGAUAUCUUAAUGUCCCUUUACAGAAUUUCUUCAAAAUGGUUGGCGUUAUGGUCGCUGACCUCUAGGAGCUCUCCGCAUGUGAGAGAACUCUUUGUCCUCCUCCUGUGUUUCUGUGUUACAACCCACUCAACAGCAAAAUGUUAUCUGGGAUGAGAUAUAACAGCUGGAUUCCUGCAACACUCCCUGACAACAGCAGCAUUUGAGCCUCCACGU
Messenger RNA from Oreochromis niloticus (Nile tilapia), 4515 nucleotides. Its product is annotated as tripartite motif-containing protein 16-like. The record is from RefSeq and is a predicted model, not a curated record. Lineage: Eukaryota; Metazoa; Chordata; Actinopteri; Cichliformes; Cichlidae. The coding region runs from base 162 to 2312 and encodes 716 amino acids. The transcript is spliced from 2 exons. Gene Ontology annotation, molecular function: zinc ion binding; protein binding.